AAAAAAAACUAAGGCGGUUUGCAGAUCUGACACCGUAAAGGCUUUCAAUUUCCUAUUUUCCAAGCAACCAAACCCAGUGUUGAAAAGCCCACCCCUGUUUCUGGACCGUCUAAUUGGGCAGCAACCCAACCUAAACUCCUUUUCUCUCUCAUGAUUUCUGGCAAUAAACCCUAAACCAACCAAAAGAGGGAAAACACAAACAAUCGCGCGCGUAGACUAUGGAUGAUUCGGAGGGAGGUCUCAGCUUCGAUUUUGAAGGCGGUCUCGAUGCUGCUCCCACCGCCCCAACCGCCUCCAUGCCCGUUGUCAACUCCGAUCCUUCUGCUGCCAACAACAAUAAUAACAGCAACUCCGCCGCCCCAGGUGCUGUCCCCGCUUCGACAAAUGAUCCCUCCGCCGUUCCUGGUGGCGGAGCUGGGCGAAGGAGCUUUCGACAGACCGUAUGCCGGCAUUGGCUCCGCAGUCUCUGCAUGAAGGGCGAUGCCUGCGGUUUCCUUCACCAGUACGACAAGUCCCGCAUGCCCGUCUGCCGAUUUUUUCGGCUCUUUGGUGAGUGCCGCGAACAAGAUUGUGUCUACAAACACACCAACGAGGAUAUCAAGGAGUGUAACAUGUACAAGCUAGGUUUUUGUCCUAAUGGUCCUGACUGCCGAUACAGGCAUGCAAAGCUUCCCGGACCUCCACCUGCUGUUGAAGAAGUCUUGCAGAAGAUUCAACAAUUAAGUUCUUACAAUUAUAACAACAAAUUUUUUCAACAAAGGAAUGCUGGCUUUCCCCAACAAACUGAAAAAUCUCAGAUUCCACAAGGACAAAACAAUGUAAACCAAGGAGCAUUUGCAAAACCUUCAACAACAGAAUCUGCUAACAUGCAGCAGCAGCAGCAAGUUCAACAGCCUCAACAACAGGUCAGCCAGACCCAGAUUCAAAAUGUCCCCAAUGGUCAGUCAAACCAGGCAAACAGAACUGCUAUACCUUUGCCUCAAGGAAUAUCUAGAGUUUUGAGAUGUCCUUCAAUCAAUAAUAAUUUCCAAAACGAAUUCUGCCAUCAUCUAUCAGAAUUUUGGAGUACUUUUCUACAACUGGACCAUGUUGUUUGCAAGGAUGUAAGGUAUUUUAUUGUUAAAAGUUGCAACCGCGAAAAUCUAGAACUAUCCGUUCAACAAGGUGUAUGGGCAACUCAAAGAAGCAAUGAAACUAAAUUGAAUGAAGCAUUUGAUUCUGCUGAAAAUGUGAUUUUGAUCUUCUCUGUUAACCGUACUCGGCAUUUCCAGGGUUGUGCCAAGAUGACAUCCAAAAUCGGUGGAUCUGUUGGUGGAGGGAACUGGAAAUACGCUCAUGGAACUGCACAUUAUGGACGAAAUUUCUCAGUAAAAUGGUUAAAGUUAUGUGAGUUGUCCUUCCACAAAACUCGCCAUUUGAGGAACCCCUACAAUGAGAACUUACCAGUAAAGAUAAGUAGAGAUUGUCAGGAGUUAGAGUCUUCUGUUGGUGAGCAGUUGGCCUCCUUGCUUUAUCUUGAGCCAGAUAGUGAGCUUAUGGCAAUUUCACUAGCAGCAGAAUCAAAACGAGAAGAAGAGAAAGCAAAGGGGGUCAAUUCAGAUAAUGGAGGAGAGAACCCAGACAUUGUUCCAUUUGAGGACAAUGAAGAAGAGGAAGAGGAAGAAAGUGAGGAGGAGGAUGAAAGCUUUGGUGCUGCAGCUCAGGGAAGAGGAAGAGGCAGAGGAAUCAUGUGGCCCCCUCACAUGCCACUAGCCCGUGGUGCCAGACCCAUGCCUGGGAUGCGAGGUUUUCCUCCUAUGAUGAUGGGUGGUGAUGGCUUUUCUUAUGGACCAGUUACACCUGAUGGUUUUGGGAUGCCAGAUCUAUUUGGUGCUCCUCGCCCUUUUGCUCCAUAUGGACCAAGAUUUUCUGGAGAUUUUCCAGGUCCUACAUCUGGCAUGAUGUUUCCAGGUCGACCUCCACAACCUGGGGCAAUGUUUCCAUCUGGUGGACUGGGGAUGAUGAUGGGUCCAGGGCGUGCUCCAUUUAUGGGGGGUAUGGGGCCCACAGGUGCAAAUCCUGCUCGAGGUGGCCGGCCUGUUGGCAUGCCUCCUAUGUUUCCCCUACCUCCAGCACCUUCCUCUCAGAAUUCUGGUCGGGCUAUUAAGAGAGAUCAGAAGACACCAACUAAUGAUAGAUACAGUGCAGUAUCGGAUCAGGGCAGAGGUCAGGAAAUGGCUGGUCCAGGGGGCGGGUUGGAUGAUGAGACACAGUAUCAGCAAGAAGGACAAAAGGCUCACCACGGAGAUCAGUUUGCUGCUGGAAACAGCUUCAGAAAUGAUGACAGUGACAGUGAGGAUGAGGCACCCAGGAGGUCAAGGCAUGGGGAAGGGAAGAAGAAACGAAGAAGCUUAGAAGGGGAAGUUGCCACUGGUUCUGAUCACUAGAUGCAACUUGCUUUGAAGUUGUUAGUGAUAGUGCCGUCAGUCAUACCUGCUCGCAACCACAUUCUCUUGACGGUGUUAACUGCCAUUGUAGAACAUUUUUAAGCAACUGACUUGCAUAUCUAGAUCCUUUUAUCUUCCAAUUGGCAGUUUGGAAUGCCGGAGAAAGACGUGUUUAGAUUGUGUUUUGGUGUAUUAUUUUUGCCUAAAAAUGUCGAAUCAUAUUUUUUAUUGUGUAUAAUUAUGCACCAGAUCACGGGAAGGGUGAUAGAUACGCGUAGCAUUAUGUAUUGUUACGAACAGCGUUAUCCUACACGUAGCUGUUCAUCCUACAUGUUUAUGUAAGAUUUCCUAUGUACUAAGGAGAAGGGAAAGGAAAGGAGGAAAAAAAAGAGGCUUUUCAUCGGA
Molecule: messenger RNA, 2831 nt
Organism: Durio zibethinus
Lineage: Eukaryota; Viridiplantae; Streptophyta; Magnoliopsida; Malvales; Malvaceae
Gene: CPSF30
Product: cleavage and polyadenylation specificity factor 30
Biological process (GO): regulation of mRNA splicing, via spliceosome; mRNA splicing, via spliceosome
Cellular component (GO): nucleoplasm
Molecular function (GO): N6-methyladenosine-containing RNA reader activity; metal ion binding; mRNA binding
Source: RefSeq, a predicted model, not a curated record